UCUUUUACUAUAAACUAUAUAGAGAUGAGCUCUAAAAAAAAAUUGUGUUACGCCCUGUUUGUUAGUACCUGCAUAUAACCACAAAGGAUGUGGGUUCUUUAAAUUCUCAAAAUUUCUGGCUACUUUCAUUGUCUCCAUUUUUGUUGAUGGAAAGUUUAUCUAAAUAUCUAUUUUUUGAAAACUAUAUCAUUAAGACGAGGUUAAGUGAUUUGAAAAGAUAAUUAGACGUUUUAGUUCUCAAAGGAAGACUUGUUGACUUGUUUUAAGUGUAUGAUAUAAUUUUUUUUUUCAAUUCUUAGCCUUAAUUAUUACUUAAUAUUUCCUAUAUUUCCCUUAUCCUAUUUCACAUUUGUUUUGAUUAAAAUAUAUCAGAAAGCUUAUAAGUGAUUGUUUUAUAAGUUAUAUUCAUCUAUUCCAUCAAAUAAUUCCCAUAAUCUUUAUCCAACUGUAUCACAUAUUAUAAAAAAAAUGAUGGUGUCUGAAACGGCGGAUUCAGCCAUUUCUACGUCAUUACCUAUAUCGGAUAAAACCACCCAUCCCACGGAAUCUACUUCGGAUGAUAUAACACAAUCAACACCUGUAAAAAGUGAGUUGCAUAGCAUCGACAGCAAUGGCAAACAACAGGAGAAUGAAGAAGAUGAUGUUGAAGGAGAAGAUAUCGACAUAGAGGAAGAUCAUGACCACGAGCAUGAUCAUAAUGAUGAUGAUUCUCUUUCAAAUCCAAACAUUACUAUCAAUAAAGAAUCACCUUUGAGUGAUGUAAGUGACAUAACAGCAAAUUCUCCUGUGUUUACCUUGGGUAGAAAUGACGAGGAACAAGAAGAUGUCAAUAUUAAAGAGGAAGAAGAAGAAGAAGAUGAUCACGACGAAUCACGCGUCCAAGAAUCACAAGUAUUACCAUCAAAAUCAAACAAAUCAUCCAAAGAAGACGACGAUAGUUCUGAAUUAAGUGAGCUUGGAGAAGAUGACUCUGAAGCAGAAACCGAUCAAAUGGACUUCUUAGAGGAUAAUACUUCAAGUUCCGAUAUCAUAGCCAAUAAUGAAAUCGAUGAAAAUAAUAAUGUCAAUGGAGGAGUUAAUGGAGAACGUACUAAAUUCAGCUCUGAUUUAGAAGCUUUGUCGAAGUAUACUAAAGCAUUUAAUGAUAUUGGUUAUGAUGAUGAAGUUGAUAAUGAAAUUAAUGGUGAUAAUGAUAAUAAACUUGAAGAUUCAGUUCCAAAAAUACAGAUUGAUGAAUUAAUUUCCGAGAAAAGAAGUAUCGGAAGUGAACAGAAUGGUCAAUUGAGAAAGAAAAGAAGACGUGAUACUACUGAUAUUGACGUUGAUGAAAAAGAUGCCGAUGACGAAGGAGACGAAGAUGAUAACGACGUGGAAAUACAAGAAGAAGAGGAAGUUGAAGAAGAAAUCAAGAAUGAAUCUGAAGAUGUAGUCGAAAAAGAUGAAGAAGAAUCCUUAAAACAAAGUGCUAAAGAGGACAUAGAAAAAGAAGAAAUAGAACAUGAUGAGGAAGAAGUCGAAAAUCAAGCUGAAGAUGAGGAAAUUGAAACUAACGGUGUCGAUAAGGAUCUUGAAGAAGCCGAAGUAAAAGAAGAGGAAAAAGUUCCCGAACAAGAAGGAGAAGAUGAAGAAGAGGAAGAAAAAGAAGAGGAAAAAGAGGGAGAAGAAGAACCCAAUGACAACAAAGAUGAUGAUGAUAAAGAAGAGGACGAUGAAGAAGCUGAACAUGAAAAAGAUGAAGAAGAAGAAAUCAAUGAUGCUCUUUUAAAUGAACAACGUAAAUUAGCCAUUGAUGAAUUGAUAGCGAUUGAAGCAUCAUUUGCUGAAUUAAGAGAUAAAUUAUAUCAGGAUAAAUUGAAUGUCUUAGAACGCGAGAAACAAUUAUGCUACGAUGGUUCUCACCCUGAAUUAUCUAAGAUUUAUUAUAAAGUGAAUGGCUUUUAUCAAGAUAGUUUAAGAUUAGCCAAUUCAAACUUGUCUUAUAAAUUAAAAUGCAUCGAUAAAGAAACUAUUGCUACAAGAACCUCAAUUCAUCAAGAUUAUUUAAAGAAUCUUAUGGACACCAAGAAUAAUAUGAUAAGUGAGACAACAUCAUUAUGGUAUAAGAUCAAUAAAGAAAGACAACAAAUAGAUCAACUGGUUCCUGAUUUCAAUUAUUCCGCCAUUCCUCUGAUCCUGGGUGUUAUAGCUAAUGGUACUAUAGAUGAACCAUAUGCUAAUGGAACUAUUGUUGCUGGUUCCAAUCCUUCUGCUCCACAAAUUACCAAUUCUACAUCAUACGAUUAUAAUAAUAAUGUUAAUGGAUCUUCAGAGACUAUAACAUUGUCGAAGAAGGCAAUCAAACAUCAUACUCUUAUAGAGUUAGUCGAACACCGUAAUAGUAUAAACGGUCAAUUGGGUAUAUUGAAUGGAUUGGUUGAAUUCCAUGGAUUCCCAUCUGCUAUUAAUUCUUCCAUAUCAGAUAAUAUAGAGUCUUCUGGUACUGAAGAAUUAUUAUUAAGAAAAGCUACUUCAGAAGAAAUUAACGAAGAUCUUAAAGCUAUGGGAAUACCGAUAUAAUCCAUCUAUCCCACUUCCAUUCCUCCACAUGACAACUCUUAUAAUAAAUCACUUUCAAUAUUCUAUAAACUAGCUGUAUUAAUAUAUAUAAAAAAUAAUGUUUCCUGUUUGAUCUAAAUCAAAUUUUGUAAAUUUCGC
Molecule: messenger RNA, 2694 nt
Organism: Scheffersomyces coipomensis
Lineage: Eukaryota; Fungi; Ascomycota; Pichiomycetes; Serinales; Debaryomycetaceae
Product: Rpd3L histone deacetylase complex subunit
Exons: 2
Coding region: 469-2556 (695 amino acids)
Biological process (GO): negative regulation of transcription by RNA polymerase II
Cellular component (GO): Sin3-type complex
Molecular function (GO): histone deacetylase binding
Source: RefSeq, a predicted model, not a curated record